AUGAAUCUGUACGCGCACGACCUCUCUCUCAUGGACUUCAACGACUUCAGCUUCUCCGAUACCUUUUCCGAUUCCUUCUCCCGUCGCCGUACUCCUUUAUAUUCUGAGCCCGAAACUGCCCCUCAUCAUAACGAUGACGAUGCUACUGAUGCCAGGGGCAAUUAUGACAAUAAAAGCAGCAUCCGGCGCAGUCGUAGCCCUCCCAAGUACCGCCAUGACGGCACUUCACCUCUCCCUCUGGGCAUGGACUGGAGCCCUCCUCCUCGCAAAUGGGAUGGGCGCGACUCUGUUUGGCCACAUAACCCGCCUACAGGAUGGAGUUAUUGUAUCACUAUUCCUUCUUGGAUUUUCCUGCCCAAAUCAAGAGGUUCAGAUCCUGUGGUGUUUUAUAGGGUUCAAGUUGGUGUACAAUCACGGGAAGGAAUCACCACUACUCGCGGGAUAUUACGAAGAUUUAGCGACUUUUUGAAACUAUUUUCUGAACUUAAAAAGGCGUUCCCUAUGAAAGAUCUGCCUCCAGCUCCUCCAAAGGGGUUCCUGAGAAUGAAAAGUCAGGCACAAUUGGAAGAGCGAAGAUGUUCUUUGGAGGAUUGGAUGGAAAAGCUAUUAUCAGACAUUGAUUUAUCAAGAAAUGUAUUGGUUGCAACCUUUCUUGAGCUUGAAGCUGCUGCCAGGUCUUCAUUCCAAGAAGUAAAUCAGCAAAUUUCAGAUGUAAACUCUUCGACUAGUGGCGCAGCUCCAUCAUUCCUGUUGCAAGCUCAUUCAGAUCUUUCUGUGGUUGCUGCUAGUUCAUCUAUUACAUCAGAUUAUGGUAAUGAUACUACAUACGAUGAAUCUGAGAUUGGAACACCAAGGCAUGGAGAUGAUAACCGUGCUAAUCCUGGCAUGGAGCAUUCAACAUCUGAACAGGACUUAAUUGAUUCAAUGGCAACGUCCGUCAAGUUUGGCAUGUUUAACCGGAACUUUGUUCAGGCAGGCCUAGAAAGGCUCUCCAGGCGUCAAUUUCCUGGCAGAAGUUAUGCCAGUAGUACUGACAGGGACCGAGUAAGUGAGAACAACUCUGAUGCCAGACCUCUUCGCAUGGAUGGAACAGAGUUCUUUUCGGAAAUAGAGGAUUGCAAGCGGGAUGGCCAUGCUCGAAGGCUGUCAACGGAGAGUUUUGGAAGUGACUUGAGUUCUGUGAGAGUUAGUGAAACAUCUAACUUGGGAGUGGCCAAUUUAUUUGGUGAUAGCUCCCUUGAUCUUGCAGAAAGUUCUGAAGCUCCUAAUACUUUUGUGAACUCAGAUUUAAGGUUUUCAAGGGACUCACUCGUUGCUCUUCCAUCCGAUGAGCGACAUAAAUUAAACAGGGUUCUUACUACAAUGCAGCAGAGACUAGCCACAGCAAAAACUGACAUUGAGGAUCUUAUUGCUAGAUUGAAUCAAGAAGGUGCUGUGAGACAAUUCCUCACGACAAAGGUCAAAGAUCUGGAAGUGGAACUUGAAACUACCAGAGAGAAUUGUAAAGAAAACAUGCAGCAGACGGUGUUAACUGAAAAAGAAAGGUUUACCCAAAUGCAGUGGGAUAUGGAGGAACUCCGAAGGAAGUGCUUGGACUUGGAAUUACAAUUAAAAUCUGAGCAGGAUGCAAAGGUGCAUUCAGAGUCAACAAAAAUAUCUAUCAUUCAGGAGAAUGAUAUGUUGCUACAGGAGUUGGAUGCCUCUAGGCUGCAACUUGAGAACUUGCAGAAAUAUCAUGAAGAGUUUGAGGCAAAAUCAAAGACAGAUGUAAAGCUACUUGUUAAAGAGGUCAAAUUUCUUCGGAAUUCACAAUCAGAAUUGAAGCAGGAACUCAGUCGAUUACUGAAAGAAAAGUUAGAAGUAGAGAGGAUUCUUCAAAAGGAAAGGCGAAGAAUAGAGGGCGCAAAUACUGCUAAUGCAAAGUUGUUGCAUGAAUGUGAAAUUCUUCGCAAUCGGCUUCAAGAGUGUAGUGUUAAUUUCCUUGUUGAAGAGGAAGAUAAACUCAUUUUGGAUACUUCAUCCCCAUCUGAUGCUAUAGAUUUACUGACAACCUCUGACAAUAGAAUUGGUCUACUUCUUGCAGAGGCACAGCUCCUGGCUCAGGAUGUCGAAAAUGCAGUUAUGGCAGUAGACGAAGCUCACAACAUUGCUGGCGGUGAUAGGACGGCUGAUGAUGAGUUGAGGAAGAUGCUUACAGAUCAGUUUGUUGAUAGCGCCAGAUUAAGGAUGCAGGUCAACUCAGUAAUCCGUUGUGCUUUGAACGCAAAUAUAAAAGCUGAAGAAGAAGAUGAUGAUGAUGGAGGAGAUGCAUACUUAAGGAAAACUGUUCUAAGCAAAUUCUUGGAAAAAUGA
Prunus armeniaca (apricot) is the source of this 2352-nucleotide messenger RNA. The record is from the annotation of a GenBank genome assembly. Lineage: Eukaryota; Viridiplantae; Streptophyta; Magnoliopsida; Rosales; Rosaceae.